Xiphias gladius (swordfish) is the source of this 2149-nucleotide messenger RNA. Its product is annotated as SUMO-conjugating enzyme UBC9-like. NCBI's taxonomy places the organism in Eukaryota, Metazoa, Chordata, Actinopteri, Istiophoriformes, Xiphiidae. Gene Ontology annotation, molecular function: SUMO conjugating enzyme activity. The transcript has 7 exons. The coding region runs from base 313 to 789 and encodes 158 amino acids. The record is from RefSeq and is a predicted model, not a curated record. Gene Ontology annotation, cellular component: nucleus. Gene Ontology annotation, biological process: protein sumoylation.
UUUGGCGAUAGGCUAGCUAUCGAAAAGAUAUUACGAGUCACAUUGUUUUACACAACUGUGGUAUAUUGUCAAAAGUAACACCAAUAUAUUUCGAUAAGUGUGUUUGAGGAAUGUUGAUAAAAUAGAAGCUUCAUUCGGUUUGGUCCUUUACGCCCUAACUAGCCCGGUAGUUUUGUUUUUGAACGUCGAAGGGUGUGUUUUUCGGCCGUAACGUUAACGUUAGAGCUAGCGAAGCAAACAAGCUAGUCCUCAAAUCCACGUAAUUCUGAUAUUUAGCCAAAUAAAAUAAGAGGGAGGCGUUGAUGAGCAACAAUGUCUGGCAUCGCUCUUAGCAGACUGUCCCAGGAGCGCAAAGCCUGGAGAAAAGACCACCCAUUUGGUUUUGUUGCUGUGCCUACUAAAAAUCCAGAUGGGACCAUGAAUCUGAUGAACUGGGAGUGUGCCAUUCCAGGGAAGAAAGGAACCUUAUGGGAGGGAGGACUUUACAAACUCAGAAUGCUGUUCAAAGAUGACUACCCUUCCUCGCCACCUAAAUGCAAGUUUGAGCCACCAAUAUUCCACCCAAAUGUCUACCCAUCAGGCACUGUGUGUCUGUCCAUCCUGGAGGAGGACAAAGACUGGAGGCCCGCCAUCACCAUCAAACAGAUCCUGUUGGGCAUCCAGGAGCUGCUGAAUGAGCCUAACAUUCAAGACCCAGCACAAGCAGAGGCUUACACAAUUUAUUGUCAGAACAGGAUGGACUAUGAGAAGCGGGUAAGGGCACAGGCCAAGAAGUUUGCCCCCACAUAGAGAGGAGUGCUGGCCUUUAUCCUACCAGAGCAGCCUGAACUGAUAGAGGUUAUAAACAGGAGGCAGGCAGCACCUGAAGGACCACUCCAAUAAGAAUCCAGUUUUGAGUAUUAUUAUACUAUUACGCUGAUGACAAGUGAGCCUGUUUUCUUUUUCUUUUUCUUUCUUUCUUUCUUUCUUUCUGUUUUUAAACAACAAAAGAUGAUAAUUUUACAUGUCUUCAAGAAAUAUUUAUGCAUUUGAAUGCAUAGUCAAUGAUCUAGAACCGUGAUCAACAUGACAUUUGCUAUUUGUAACUCUUGUAUAAUCCUAAUCUCCAGUUUUGUCAUGAGUGAGCUGAGAUCACUCAUGCCUCCAUUAAUUAUGUAAGUCAUGCUAAUGUAUGGACAGUGCUGUAGAAAUAAGAUUUCAUGUCAAAACCACUCUCUGUGUAAUGUUGAGUCGGUUGUGGCAGAGGAGGAGUGUUUGCCUGUUCGUAACCUUCCAGUUUUUAUCAAACCAUCAAACCCCAGAAAUAUUGUAGAUAGUGUAUCAUGAAUAUGAACAUAAACUGGGACAAAGCAGUUGGAAACACAAUGGAAGUUGGUCGUUUCUUUUGUGCUCUUGGUCCCUUCUUUCAUUCCUAUCACAUAUCCAUCACAUCAGAGUUUCCUCAAAAAAGCAUCAGCAGAAUACCAUCAACACGUCAAAUCCACAUAAAAGACAAUCCUGGCACUUGUAUGUUGGUUACAAGCUAAACCGUAGCAGUUAUUUAGGUAGGAAGUGACGCUCUGUCCACCUCAGAGAAGGGAAGAGUCACAGAUGGAAAGUGGGCUUUGCUUCAAGGCUUUGCUUCCAUCAGCCAUCCUUUAUUGCAGUGAAACUAAGAUAAACUUAGUGUUAAGAUUCUUUUUGUGAAUCCAACUGGGAAUUAAACUAUUUGUCAGUUACACUGAUGAACUCAAGUCACAUUCAACACCAGUAUGUCGUCUGCUUCCCAACAUGCUAUACUAUGAGAUAGAGGAGAAGUUGCAUACGAAAAGUAAGAAGAACUGUUGCUGUGUGGUUUGUUUGUUUUUUUUGGCUCUAUUUGUUCAGUCAUUUUAACCCCACAAUGCCUAAGAGGUUAUUAAAAACCUCUAUAAAUCCAAAAACUGUUAAAUCUACAAGUCCCUCGAGCCAACAAGCUGUAGGAUCCUCAUUGGAAUGGCCUCUCAACCAGCAAGGAAGGCAGAUGAAAGUGCACUUGAGAGUAAACGAAGGCCUGAGAUUUUUUUGCCUCUGAAUAUAUGAGUGCAUGUACAUAAUAUAAAUAAUGAAAAAUUGUGGAAGUUAUGUUUUAUAUUGUUUUAGCCAGUUGACAUUUGUGUGUGGUAUUAUA